CCUGAAGGGGAUUAACUACCUCUUGUGGACCAGGAUGGUGAAGAUUGCCCUUGGAGGAAAGGGUUUGUGGAGUCAUGUCUCAGCAGAAGCAGCUCCAAAACAAACCACCCAAGGAGAAGAUGGACAGGAGAUUGUGGUAGCUACUGAUGAAGACAAAUGGGCUCAGGAAGAUCUCAUGGUUCUCACGGUGCUCCUUAGCUCCCUAGAACCCGCCAUCAUGGAGUCUUACUCCUACUGUGAAACUACCAAGCAGCUGUGGGAUACACUCUACAAAGUGUAUGGAAAUACCUCCAACCUUACAAAGGUCUUUGAAGUAAAAAGAGCUAUCAAUACCCUCAACCAAGGAGAUAUGGAGUUCCAGCCUCACUUUGGCAAGUUCCGGUCUCUUUGGGCAGAGAUGGAACUACUCAGACCACAUACUACCGACCCCGCCACUCUCUUAACCAGGCGUGAAGAGGAUAGAGUGUUUGGACUACUGCUCACGCUUAAUCCAUCUUAUGGGAGCUUAAUCAAGCACAUCCUGAGAGCUGACAAGUUACCUGACCUGGAUGAAGUAUGCGCUCAAAUUCAGAAGGAAGAAGGCUCUGUGGGCUUAUUUGGAGGCAAGGGAGACUUAAACAUGGCACAUCAAGCUGAACGAGCCGUGUCAAACAAGGCAGCUUACAAGCUAGAUGAGAAGAAAAACUUGACCUGCGAUCACUGCAAGAAGAAGGGCCACAUGAAGGACAAAUGCUGGAUACUACAUCCGCACCUCAAGCCCAACAAAUUUAGGGACAACCGCCCUCAAUACCAAGAUGCAAGAGCCAACUUCUCAACUGAUGGUGCUGAGCCAACAACACCAAUCACCAUGGGUAUAAGCAACCUAGGUGUGGGAAGAGCUACUGCCUCCACAUCAGGCUAUGCCACGCCAAGAGCCAAUCUAGAUGAGACCAUCAAGAAGUCUGACUUAACCGCUCUCAUCAAGGCUCUCAAGGAAUCUGGAUAUUGAUUCUAGUAAGUUGCUUGGCAAAGGUGUUACCAAGGGAGACUUGUACUUACUUGAGGACACAAGACCUGUAUCUCAAUUAUCGUGUGUGUUUCAUUCUGUUUCUGAAUUCCCUAAAGAUGAAAUCUGGCAUGCUAGACUAGGACAUCCCCAUUCUCAUGCCUUGAACAUCCUGUUGCCUAGUAUUUCUUUUAAAAAUGAGUGUGAAGCGUGUAUAUUAGGAAAACAUUGCAGAACUGUGUUUCCUAAAUCAAAAACCCAAUAUGAAAACUGCUUUGAUUUGAUUCACUCUGAUGUGUGGACUGCUCCAUGUGUAUCUAGAGAACAACAUAAAUAUUUUGUGACAUUCAUUGAUGAAAAAUCUAAAUACACAUGGAUCACUUUGUUGCAAUCUAAGGAUAGGGUGCUAGAAGCAUUUAAAAAUUUUCAGAACUAUAUUACUAACCAUUUCAAUGUUAAGAUUAAAAUUCUUAGAUCAGAUAAUGGUGGUGAAUAUACUAGCACAGCCUUCAAA
This is a messenger RNA of Brassica napus (rape), 1499 nucleotides long. RefSeq lists its product as uncharacterized. The coding region runs from base 35 to 988 and encodes 317 amino acids. The transcript is spliced from 2 exons. NCBI's taxonomy places the organism in Eukaryota, Viridiplantae, Streptophyta, Magnoliopsida, Brassicales, Brassicaceae. The record is from RefSeq and is a predicted model, not a curated record.